Molecule: messenger RNA, 1044 nt
Organism: Aaosphaeria arxii CBS 175.79
Lineage: Eukaryota; Fungi; Ascomycota; Dothideomycetes; Pleosporales
Product: 40S ribosomal protein S5
Exons: 3
Coding region: 21-668 (215 amino acids)
Biological process (GO): ribosomal small subunit assembly; translation
Cellular component (GO): ribosome; cytosolic small ribosomal subunit
Molecular function (GO): mRNA binding; rRNA binding; structural constituent of ribosome
Source: RefSeq, a predicted model, not a curated record
ACAGUCGCAUAACCGCCAACAUGUCUGACGACGGUGCUUCUGAGGUCCAGGUUGAGUCUGGCUCGUUCAACGUGCUUCCCAAGGAUGUCGAGGCUGAGCUCGGCUCCGUCAAGCUUUUCAACAAGUGGAGCUACGAGGAUGUUGAGAUCCGUGACAUCUCCUUGACCGACUACAUCCAGAUCAGGUCACCAGUCUACAUCUCUCACUCCGCUGGUCGCUAUGCCGUCAAGCGUUUCCGCAAGGCUGCUUGCCCCAUCAUCGAGCGUCUCACCAACUCGCUCAUGAUGAACGGCCGCAACAACGGAAAGAAGCUCAUGGCCGUCCGAAUCGUCGCCCACGCUUUCGAGAUCAUCCACAUCAUGACCGACCAGAACCCCAUCCAGGUCGCAGUCGAUGCCAUUGUCAACUGCGGUCCCCGCGAAGACAGCACCCGUAUCGGAUCCGCCGGUACCGUCCGACGUCAAGCCGUCGAUGUCUCUCCCCUCCGCCGUGUCAACCAAGCCAUUGCCCUCCUCACCGUCGGUGCCCGUGAGGCCUCCUUCCGUAACGUCAAGAGCAUCGCCGAGUGCCUUGCCGAAGAGCUCAUCAACGCCGCCAAGGGCUCCAGCAACUCGUACGCCAUCAAGAAGAAGGACGAGUUGGAGCGUGUGGCCAAGUCCAACCGAUAAAGGCUUUCGGGUUAUGGGUUGUGUAUGGGGAUGGACAACUGUGCAUGGAGUUUUCUACGUGGCUGGCUGGCUUGUUUAAAAGGCCGGACGGGUUUACAUGCAUUGGGUCUCUCUUAGGCGAAUGAAUCACUCUAUAGUGGGUGCAUGAUCAGCAAAAUGGAAAACGUUCGAUUCAUGUUCAAAUGGCUUCUCCGGCGCGGGGUAAUUGCUCAAACAAAAGUGUUGCAUUAUGAAGAACAACAAAUAUUAUGUGAUCAUAAAGCUGAUGCCCGUUUAUGAUAUUCUAUUACCAUCCCUGCAACGAUCGCACUGACGCGAUGCAGCGUAGCCUACAGUGAUACGAAAUCUAUCCAUGUCUCAUGUCAUCAUCGUAGGU